GUGAACGGUGGUACGAAGCCAUCCAAGAAGAAUAUUCAUAUAUUUCACGAUUCUUUAUCCACAAUAACCGAGGAAUCUUCCGAGGGUAGUUGCCGUCACUCGACGUCGCUAGCAUCAAAUCUCAGUAGGGCUGCAUUAGCUCCAUUAUCCACCAAGAAUUCACCAAUGAAAAAAUUAGCCGGAAGCAAUGGCGAAAAUUUAUCAACAACAAUUCCGGUUGGAGUGGUAGCACCACAACGUUCAACAUCACCGCUUAUCGUACCGGACGGUGCAACCGAAAAGUCGGACAGUGGCAAAAGCAAGUAUAACUUCACUUCGAACGCGCUUAGGUUAUAG
Messenger RNA from Gongylonema pulchrum, 336 nucleotides. The record is from the annotation of a GenBank genome assembly. NCBI's taxonomy places the organism in Eukaryota, Metazoa, Nematoda, Chromadorea, Rhabditida, Gongylonematidae.